AAAUAUCUCAAGUCCUGGAAAGGGCCAAGUAGAUCCAUCGCCGCCUAGGGUUUCUGUUCGCCUCUGCCCUCGGGUUAGCUCCUCCAUAUGUAAGAGAUGCUUACUCUGCUGCAUGAUUUUUGUUGAUUAAUUUAGUUUCAGUUGAAGCUCAACUGAUUGAAAAUGUCAGAAGCAGAUGAAUAUCGCUGCUUUGUUGGUAGUCUCUCAUGGUCAACUACCGAUGGAGGUUUGAAGGAUGCAUUUAAAAAGUUUGGCCAUCUUACUGAGGCAAAGAUUGUUCUUGACAAGUUUUCUGGCCGUUCUCGUGGAUUUGGCUUUGUUACUUUUGAUGACAAAGAUUCAAUGGAAGAGGCAAUUGAAGCCAUGAAUGGAAUGGAUCUGGAUGGACGCUCAAUUACUGUGGAAAGAGCACAACCUCAAGGACCUGGUAGCAAGGACCGUGAUUCAGGACGUGACUAUGAACGCAAUCGUGGUCAUGACUAUGAUAGGGGCCGUGGUAGGGAUUUUGGUGGUGGUCGCGGACGAGGUUCAGGUGGUGACUGUUUUAAGUGUGGAAAGCCUGGCCAUUUUGCAAGGGAAUGCCCUUCAGGUGAUGGUGGAAGAGGGGAUAGAUAUAGUGGCAGAGAAGAUUCAUACGGGGGUAGUCGUGGCAGUAACAAUCGAUAUGGACCUGAUCGUAACGGGGAUCGGUUCAGUUCUCGCAACAGAGAUGGGGGAAGCCGUGGGGGCAGUGGAGGUGACCGUUAUAAUCGUGAAAGGGCUGGCCCAUAUGACCGUCCCAAUGGAGGUGGUGGCAACAGAUACUGAUUGUUACUUGUGUUGCAGUAUGCAGUGCAAAGCUAGUUUUAUAAUGUUCCAACUGAUUAUGGUCGGAGUGGGUCUAUGCAACUGGCUUCAGUUAUGGUGUUCUACUGUUCUUUACUACUUUGGAAUUGUCAUUUAUGCCACUCUUGCCGCACCUCAGUGCUUGAAUAUCACUCAGAUGUUAAUGUUAUUUCGACAAGUGCCUUGUUCUUGAUGGAAAACUACUGCAUUUAGAUACA
Zingiber officinale is the source of this 1043-nucleotide messenger RNA. Its product is annotated as glycine-rich RNA-binding protein RZ1A-like. The record is from RefSeq and is a predicted model, not a curated record. The transcript is spliced from 5 exons. The coding region runs from base 163 to 807 and encodes 214 amino acids. Gene Ontology annotation, molecular function: zinc ion binding; RNA binding. NCBI's taxonomy places the organism in Eukaryota, Viridiplantae, Streptophyta, Magnoliopsida, Zingiberales, Zingiberaceae.